Messenger RNA from Hypomesus transpacificus, 2684 nucleotides. RefSeq names its product phosphotyrosine interaction domain containing 1 (gene pid1). Bases 125 to 928 code for a protein of 267 amino acids. NCBI's taxonomy places the organism in Eukaryota, Metazoa, Chordata, Actinopteri, Osmeriformes, Osmeridae. Gene Ontology annotation, biological process: negative regulation of insulin receptor signaling pathway; regulation of reactive oxygen species metabolic process; regulation of mitochondrial membrane potential. The transcript is spliced from 4 exons. Gene Ontology annotation, cellular component: cytoplasm. The record is from RefSeq and is a predicted model, not a curated record.
UGGAAUUCACGGUCUGUUUUCUAUAGACUGCAAAAGAGAGGCAAGCGGCAACGCCAAGCAGAUGUGAUUUGGACUACACAGAGACGAACAAGCUAUUGUGGAGACGGAAAUCUGUGAUUCUAACAUGUGGCAGCCCGCGACAGAGCGAUUGCAGCACUUCCAGACCAUGCUGAAGACUAAGCUCAACGUGUUGACUCUGAGGAAGGAGCCGUUGCCCACGGUGAUAUUCCACGAGCCAGAGGCAAUAGAGCUGUGUUCCACCACCCCACUCAUGAAGAACCGGACACACGCCGGGUACAAGGUACAGAACCACACAUGCAGUACCAUCCAGAGUACCCGGUACAGAACCACACAUGCAGUACCAUCCAGAGUACCCGGUACAGAACCACACAUGCAGUACCAUCCAGAGUACCAGGUACAGAACCAUGCAGUACCAUCCAGAGUUCACCCUGUGGAAGGUGACUUACCUGGGCAAGGUGACCAUCUCUGGGACCCAGUUCUUGUCGGGUUGCACAGAACGGGCCGUGGAGGGCCUGUGGGACUGCCAGGCCCGCUCCACAGAGGGCCUCCUCCCUGCCGACUCCCUCCUGGAGAUCCGCCCUUUCCAGGUACGGCUCCACCACCUGGAUGGCCGCGGCGAGGCCUCCAUCACCAUGGAUACCUACCAGGUGGCGCGAAUCGCCUACUGCACCGCCGACCACAACGUGAGCCCCAACGUGUUUGCCUGGAUCUACCGGGAGAUCAACGACGACCUGACCUUCCAGAUGGACUGCCACGCCGUGGUGUGCGAGAGCAAGCUGGAGGCCAAGAAGCUGGCCCAUUCCAUGAUGGAGGCAUUCCGCAAGACCUUCCACAGCAUGCGCAGCGACGGCCGCAUCCACAAGAGCAGCUCCUCCGACGAGUUUGCCGAGGACUCCACCCCGGAUGAUUCCACCCCGGACGACGGUUGAGCGGUGGGGAGGCUCACCGGGUCCCCGCUAGCGAGGUGCAGGCUGGGGGCCUUUCUGGUACCAACACGGAACACCACCAUCUUACCUACACAGACCAACGCCAACGACAGGACGACCAUGAUGUAGUAAAAAAAUACAUAUAUAUAUAUAUAUAUAUACAUAAAGAAAUCAGGAGGACAAAGGAGCAACUACAGACCUAAUGUGGAAGGGAUGUUAAACACUGCCUCUUUGAAAAUGGCCCUUGAAAACAUGUCUGGCAACAGAAGCACCUACAAACCUGCCUAGAAGAGAUUGGAUUACAGCUAAGAAAGUUACACCCCAUUCUAUGCUGCUGUCUGUCUCAUUCAUUGUGCGUAGGCCCCCAGUGCAUGGCACUGUUAAGUGUUGAAUAUGUUUUUUUUGUGUGUGUUAUUUUUUUUUUUUAAGAAAGCUUUGACUCAAAUUUUGGUGUGUAAACAGCUUGGUGCAGAUGGAGCUUGGUUCAUGGAUAUAUAUGUGCUUUGGCCCCCAUAUGGAUCCCAUUCCGUCCCUAUAUGAACACACCAAGAGGGGGUUAGCCACAUCAGUUAUGUGCCCCCUCUGUGACCAGGCUGGUCUCACAAGCCUUUCUCAAACGUGUGUGUUUGCGCAAGUGUGAGUUGGCAUGUAUGUGUGUGUGCAUGCGUGCAUGACUGUGUAUGUGUGCACAUAUCCGUGCAUAUGUAUCAGAGAGGUACAGAUGGAACAAGACCUGUCAUAGCAAAAAUAAUCAAACUAGAAACUCCUCGUGACAGUCAAGUAAGAUCCCAUUCUGAUGCCUUUUGAGGCUUUUUAAGAUUGAAAAUACUGUGACCAAGUGCCAAGUUAGAUUUUCAAAUGAAAAGUGUAUGUUAAUAUCAGAGACAGAGGCUUGAGGACCACAAACACAGGUGUCCAAGUACACGACUGAAGCCUGGUAGCCUUUUCGGAAUAAACGACAGGUCUACCAGGCUUCAGGCUCCCGACACCUUUUUAGAAACUGCAGACUUUGACGUUUAACGAUACAUUUCUGAUGGCUCUGCAAUGGCAAGGACAGGUUUCUGUCAUGGCACCUGAAGAGAAUGAUUCUGUGUUCAGGCCUGGUGAGUGAAUCUAGGGGCAAAUUCAGCCAGCUCCCCUUCCCUGCUGCCUUGGAGGGACCACAGGGUCGUUCAGGGCCAAAUGCUACCCCACAAGAACUCCACCCUCCCCCUUUUUUUAUCACACUGUCCUAAAUGGACUGAAGACUCUCAAAGGGACUGGUCGUGGUCUGGGGCUGAGGCAGAAUUUAAGAUGGCUCUGGUCAGUAGGCUACAUAUAUACAAUUUAUAUAAAUAUAUACAUUGUAUUUGAAAUUCAUUCAAUAAGCUUAUGUAAAUACAAAUGUAUCACUUUCCAAAUAUUUCAGCAUCAAUGUUGAUAGAUGUUUUAAAUAAAACAACAAGAACAUCAAACAGAAACAGUGUUUUAAAGCCUACUGUGAAUAUAGUCCCAUAGAACGGGAUGUGUGUGUGUGGGGGGGUGUGUGUGUGUGUGUGUUCGUAUGUGUGUGUCUGUGUGUAGGUGAAUUUCACGCUGAAGGGCGGAAGUGCCAGAAUGAGGAGAAUGUUUAUAAAGCUGUAGAUUACUGUGUCAUGUCUGUCUCAAGGCUCAGACUUGCUUUAAAUGUUUGGAAAUGUUACCAUGUGUUUUCUAUACAGUAUUUGCAAAGAUAAAGAAACAAUCACAUAUAAACUA